This is a messenger RNA of Porites lobata, 12680 nucleotides long. The record is from the annotation of a GenBank genome assembly. Lineage: Eukaryota; Metazoa; Cnidaria; Anthozoa; Scleractinia; Poritidae.
AUGAAACAUCACUGUCUUUUAACAUGUGUGCUGUUGGUUGCCUACCUCUCUGUUACAUCCAUAGCAUUUCUACCUCGCGUUAACUUACAGGAAGGAACAGGAAUGUCAAAUACGCUUGAUCAUGCAUUAAUAACAAAGAAAGGAUUUCUACAACCCCUUGAAUACUUCUUUUAUGAAAACCCACAGUAUUUAAAGAAUGGUUCCCUGACAGAUCUUUUAUACACUGAAGAUCCUUUACAGGAAAUAAUUAAUAAGAUAUCGCCGCAGGUUAAGUUCCUCAAUGCUUUGAACGAGAUUCAAAGCGCCAACGUUGAAGUAGACUCUUUACCUUUAAGCGGUUCAGCGUCUGCACAUUUUGAUGGCGAGCAGUUUAAACAAGGGUCUAGGCGGCUCGUUCAGUUGCGUCAAGAGCUUAUCACAUCGCUUUUACAAGGAAAUAAAUUUAAAAAUGCUAGAAAUUUGGCUGGUGCUGCCUUGCACACUCUGCAAGAUUUUUACAGCCAUUCCAAUUGGAUAGAACUAGGGAAAAGACAAAUUUAUGAGGAAUUGGCUAAGCCAGGAGCAGAAAUUCCGCGGGAGUUUAUUGCAAGCCCGACGGAACCAACCUGUAAGGGCUGUAAACCUGGAGCCUGUGAAAAUAACUUAAUAACAAGGAAACUCACAAGUGGAUACCGGUCAGGGCAAGACAUCAAGAAGCCUGAGUUAAUGGGAAAAUGCAGCCAUGGUGGGAGAAUGGACGAGAGCCGUCUGAAGCCCGCAACAGGCGGAAUAAACAAAGAUUCGACUUCUACGGCUGACUCGCCCCAUGCUAGGUAAUAAGAAAAAGCAAAUAAUAAAUCAAUAUCAUAUAGCUGGAAAUUUCCUCCCAACAACGCGCGUUCUCAUUGGUUACUUCGAGGUCACAUGACAUCUAACAAUGAAACUGUUUCCCGCCAAAAUCUCUGAGAGGGCAAAAUUGAAAAAUCUAUGACAUCAGAGGGUAGCAGUGCUUCCCCCGGGACCAAUCAUUAAGUGUUUAUUGUUUAACUAUUCAAUCAUUUUCUUUUGUGCAUGAUAUCUUCAAAUAACUUGCUACUUCCCCGGCAGUUUCAGGAUAGGAACGCUUUUCUUGGAGUUAUUCUUCAAAAAAAGGCAAACAAACAACAACAGACGAAGUCCUGCGACUGCUUUUGUGUAUUCAUGUCAACGUUUAGUCAGUAAAUCGGCUAUCAUGUCUUCACCAAAGUCUUGAACUAUCCAGCAGUUUUCUUACGUUCUUUAGUGCCAAACAAUGACUGGGCCGCUGCCUUUAAGAGACGUGAUUUGUCUAAAACUGUUCUUUUUUAUUGCGUAGACUAUUGAUGUCACCGUAUUGCCAGCUUGCAAAGCGUGAGGAUAUUAACAAAAAUAAGUCGAGAGAGAGAAAAAAAUUAUCUGUUAGUCAGAACCCAAGAAUAUCAAGUUAAUGUCGGUAGUUAUCAGAAACAAAAACACAAAAAUUUAAUACAAUGUCAGACCUAGAUUGCAUGGCUUUUUAUCCGAUCAACUACUUCACCUUCUUAAAAAAGUUGAACUUUCACAACUUUCUGUGUAAUUUUAGUCUCCAUGAAAUCGCCGCCGACCUUGCUAUUCAAGCCACCAGCAAAUUCCUGAAUGACAUUCGCUCCACGGUUGGUGACGACAUCUUUGCAAAAUUUUUGAACCUUAAGUCGGAGAGGAGUCUGGCUUUGGUCAUAGAUGUGUCAGGGAGCAUGAGCGGUGAGCCUAUUUCCUCUUUAAUCUCUCUUUAAUCGUUAUUUAUGUACGGUAAAAAAAAACAUCAGGUACAAUAAAUUAUAAUACAUUGACUAACAUCCUAAAACCUAAAAAUCCUAAUCCUAACGUUUUAUUAACUUACAACAAAGUACCACUUAAAAAAAACUGAUUUCCAUGAGUGCCGUGUUUAAAAAAUAUGAUAGAGAAGGCGUUUAAAUUAAUUCAAUGAACUAGACUCUCUAAUGUUACAGGGAAAGCUGUUCCAAAGAGUUGCGCCGCUGUAACUAAAACUAUUUUUCAUGUAGUUAGUUCUUGUAAAGGAGACAACAAGUUUGUUUACCGAGUCCCUCAGAGAAUAGUUUGAUUCAUUUAGCUUUAUAAAUUUUGACGUUAGAUAUUAGACGUGAGAUAUUCGAUAUUCUCUCAUGUAAUUAAGGUUAAUUCUGUUACUCUCGGAUUUUCAUGGAACCCUUGCACCUGUCCAAAAGGCUGGUAAUCAUAACAUCGUCCCAUUAGAAAGGGAAUCUGGAUUCCGGAAUUCAUGAAAUUUUUGCUAGUGGAAUCCGGAAUUCUGGGCUUUGGAAUGUGGAAUCCCACCGAAGAAAUUUAAUCCAGAAUCCAAGUUCUACUGACAAAGACUGGAAUCCAGACUGUCUUAGAUUCUCUUACAUGGGGUGACUAAUAAACCAUGGCUUGAGCCAGACUUAUCAGACUUUUGCUAUUCAGACCGAGCUUUCUUUCGCUUCCUGUGACAGGUUGGGGGGGCUCGUCAACAUUGACAAUUAAAACUUCUUUUUUUUAAUGCGACUUUCAAAUUUCAUUCAUUUUUUCCAACGUUUGUCCUUACUUCACUUAUUUUAUUUUAUUUUAUUUCAUUGUAUUAUUAUUAUUAUUAUUAUUAUUAUUAUUAUUAUUAUUAUUAUUAUUAUUAUUAUUAUUAUUAUUAUUAUUAUUAAUUUUUCACCAGAUGAAAUCAGAGAAUUGAAAAAAAAGUCCAUCAAAUUCGUUCGGGAUUCCUUGAAAACAAGAGGAACAUCCUUCACUUACAUCCUUGUGCCUUUUAGCGAUCCAGGUAUGUUAAUAUUUGAUCAAUUACCUUAUCCAACUUUUUGCUCUUUGAAAGUAAAAGACUCGCCUGGUCAAAAUAAUCACUAUUUUAAAAAAUCAUUUCCCCCUACUGUUGGGUGAACUUGAGUGUUUUAUGAUACAGCCCUUCCUGCUUCCUUAUGUAAAUCAUGUUUUCUUAUACUAACUAGUAGUAUAUUACUUUGCAUAAGAUAAUAAGAUAAAUCUCAGCCUCAAAUUUACUCGAUCUAAGACAGAUGGGGACUAACCUACAGCUGCAGAUCUCAGCAGAUCACUCUGGUUUAAGUUAUAAUUAAUGAAGCAUUGCAUGAAUGCCCUACUGAUCCUGUCGCUCAAGUUCUUCGUAUAUCCCCAAGGCUUGAAAUGGAGUUGUGGCAAGUCUAAGGUCUAUGACUUGAUAAAAGAGUAAAAAGGACUGAAAUUUCAACAUCACUUACACCUCAAAUGCGCACUAAAGAGGAAAGUUUAACUCAGGUAAAUUAAGGCAUGGGCCCAAAUCCAUUUUAUAAAAGUAGGUAAAGGGUGGGGUGGGGGUGGUCUAAGGAAUGAUCCAUUUUAUAUAACCCUGCAUGAAUAACUUUGGGAUAUCGUUAAGGGCAAUACGUUGUGAAACCUUAAAUGCUGUGUUGGAUCAUGUUAUAUAUUGUCAAAGGUAUCUUUGACAUUUUUAGCUCAAAAAUCUCCCCAGCUAAACGGCAACGCUUUUUAUUAUAGUCUGGUGGCUGCAUUUAGGUUCAUGAUGUUGAAACUAAAUCCGAUUUCUGUGCUUGGAUAUCUUGAGAUAAUUUAGAAUAAAAGUCCGAGAAAAGAAAUCAUUUUCAUUGGGGGACUGGGCACCAGUACAAAAUGCCAUAUAUUUUCAAAACCAAUGACAGAUUUAACAAAGGUGAAGCACAGUUUGUUUCUUUUCACCAUUUUGACCAAUCUAAUUGUAACAAACUUAAAGGACUGUAAGCAUAAACUGUUACCGUUCGCUUUUGAAUUUUUUUGGCUAUAACAUGCAAUGGAGACUCAACGCGACUAAGAGCGUUCUUGUUUUUACCUUCCUUUAUAGUAUUGUUUUCUUAAAAACACAGACCAUCGUCCGCGUUUUAUAUUGAGUUCGUCUUUUAUACGAGUCCGUUAAUUCUAGUCCGUUUCAUAUUGGCAGUACGUGUUUUAUAUGUACUGACCGGUAAUUGUCCUUGUUCCACACAGAUGUGGGUCCUGUUACGGUAACAAAUGAUGCAAAAACUGUGGUUGAUGCAGUCAAUAAAUUGAAACCUACUGGAGGAGGAGACUGCCCUGAGCUAGCAAUGACGGGACUUUACCAGGCCCUACUUUACUCUCUUCCCGAGUCAAACAUCUAUUUGUUCACAGAUGCUGACGCAAAAGACGAGCAACGAAGAAAAGAAGUUAUGUCCCUAGCUUUAAAGAAAAAAGUUCAGGUCUCUUUUCUUUUAACUGGCAAAUGCAAAAGGCGCAAAAAACGCCACAUAGAACAAUCAUUUAUUUUCAGACGGCUUAACCGUUCUAAGAGAAGUGGUCAGGGUCAAACAUUGUACCAGGCCAUCGCUGCCCAAACUGGUGGACAAGUCCUUGAAACUAGCAAGGCCGGAAUAGCUGAUGCGGUUAAAGUCAUUGAUGGCGGAGUCUCUGAUAAAUCAAGUGUUUCUCUUCGAAAAGUGGAGCUAUUAGAUAUAAGAGAAUUUCGUGCUCAAUACUUCGGUGGUCAUUCUUUUUACGCACAUAUCGACAGCACGCUAGAAAGUUUGGUUCUUACACUAACGGCAGCUGGCUCUCCUAGUGUAGACGUUAAACCUGUGGAAGGUAAUUAGGCAAUAACUGCGUUAAAAGUGUUUACAACUACGAAACCCUCCAACAGAAAAGUUUCAGUUGUAGGACAAAGUUUUUUUUUUUCUUUUGCUAUUUAAAUGCAUAUGUUAGGCAAAGUUAGGGAGUUUUUCGUAUAAGGUAAAAUUCACCUUCCUCGUUAAAUGAAUGCGCCAAGCUGUAACACAAGGACGACAUUAUUUCAAAUAUCAGUAUUCAACUAUCGCUCACCACCGCCUGGCCAUUCUACAGAUAUAUUCAGAUACAUCUUUGUGAAAACUAAGUUCUUCAAAGACCAAAGCAGUGGGGUUUAUUAAUACAAGCCUACCUUACUUAUGAACUUCGAAAAAGACACUAAAACCCCAGUUUGAAAUUUUAGUUUAAAAACGGGUUCUUUCGAAACGGCGUAAAGCCAAAAGCGAGUAAAAAAUACGCCCAAUAGAUAGUACUUUGCAAUGAGGUCAGUUGUCAACUAACACUCUGCACCACUGAACGAGAUGCGAUUUUUUUGCAAGUGUUUUGAUGUAACGGCCCUUUUUUGUGCUGACCUUUUUCAGGAAUCUCGUCACUACAAAAGAACGUAUUGACAUCCGCGAGUAAGCUUCUUAUAAUGGAAGUUACUAAUUUAUUCAGUGGCUUACUAAAGAUAACAGUUUCGUGCAAUGGACCAUACACUCUGCAAGUAACCGGUUCAAGUCCUCUGGACUUCACCUACCAAUUGUUGGACGUAGAAGACCUGGAACGAGGGACUACAAGGCGUGUUAUAGGAAAUCCUUUAAGAGGUAAGGCAAUAAAGGCAAUAAAUAGCUUGCCUGCCCAACUCUUUGAUUACUUUUGCUUUUUAGGGAAGGCGGGUGGGCGGACAUUUUGUAAAUUGGGAUCGAAGCACGCUUUUGUAAACCCUCUCAUGAUACGGCCACUAAAAUCACACAGCAUUUCUAAGGGAUGCACCAUUAGUUUUUUGGCGGGGGGUGAGGGGGGUUAAAAAUUUUGAAAUAAAUUGUUUACAGAGGCUGUAGAUACUGAAAUAAAUUGAAUGCAAGUAAAAAAAAAUGUUUACAGGAAGACGGAGACACACCAAAAAAAAUGGUGAAUCUCCGACGAUAAUCGUGUUCCCGUUUCCCCUGAAUGUUGGGGAUAGCCUCUGAUUGGUUGUUAUGUUAAUGCCAUGACGCAAAUAAUUUCCGCUGUUGUGGCUGGUGAAUGAACCUCAGAAUAGAUCCUGGGGGAAAACUCACCCUUUGCGUGGACAGCUUAGCGCAUUUAUAUUUGUUUUCUUGUAUUUCGGCUCUCUGGAAUAGGAAACGCGCGUACGAUGUUUCAGGCUGCACCAGUUGCUGGUUCGUCUGUCUCUUGUAGUUGGUAUUGUAAAUAACAAGAGACGAAUGUACAGAAUUCAAAUCUGAUAUCUGGAUUUUAGCGUGGACAUUGCGCGAAGAUGUUCGGCUAGCAGACGUCAUGUGCACAGACGUCAUCCUGCCUCUUGGCAUGCCUCAUUAGUUAUGAACUCAGUUAGCGUAAUUACAAUUUUAUGACGGAUAAUAAGUUGGGGGAAUUUACGUCUAGAAAUUACAGAUAUACAGUAAUUAGACUGUUCACUAGCCUGCGUAGCAUGCGUUUCCGUGUGGAUUAGCAAAGAACGCGGGGCGAAAGUCAACGACCGCGCAAAAAUGGCGCAAGUAAAACAGCUGCUCUCGCUUCAUUUUUUCGCGCGGCCAAAACCUAAAAUCCCAUUCCUCGGUGUCGUUUUGCUCCGAAACCAAACGGAAACGCUUUCCACGCAGGCUAACUGUUCACAGUCCCCUUAUUUUUGUAAGAUAGUAAGAAUCGAGAACUCACCGAUACGGGCGACCAUCUUGUAACGAGGGGGCGGGCGUCGGGGUUUAUAGCGUUGGGGAGAGGGAGACGAAAAAAAAAAAUGUUUUUCUUACCUCCUCCUAAACCAUCCCCCGCCCCUUGAGUUGAUUUGACAUUCAUCCAAGACGGAAGCCCGAACCGCAAAGCCCUCGACCUCGACGAUGUUAGGGAAAAAUAAGGGACUGUGAACAGCCUAUACAAUGUCGAUUUACGUUUCUUUUUUUUUUUCCUGCAGGACAACUGCUGCUACUCACAAUGGACUUCGUUGGGCAACAAAUUCAAAAACCGAGCAAUUUAACACUUGUGGAUUCAAACGGAGAAGACCUUGAGACAUUCAACAUCACACAAGGGCAAGGCUUCUACAAGGACACUUAUUUUGUUACCUUUGUUCCAUCUGUGGAGAACUUCAGACUGAAGGUGACAGGAAUAGACAAGAAUGGAGCCCGCUUUCAGCGUAUAAAACCAACUUUAUAUAGUCUUGGUGACGUGAAACUCUCUCAGAAAGUCAAUAACAAAAACAGUCCAAACACCAUUUUUGCAGGAAAAUCUUUAGAGCUAGAAAUAAACGUAAAAAAUUCUGGGGAUAGGCAAACCCUGUACUUCACUGCAUCAGAUGAUCUGAAUUUCUAUAGUCGAAUAAAUCCCUCGCAAGCUAGCUUGGGAAGGAAUGACACGCAGGUUCUUCGACUUACUCUUGCCGCCCCCAGCAGCGCCAAAUACGGUGUGACAAGCACCGUCACGGUAUUUGCAUCACAGACUUCUGACUUUACCCAGGUUGUUAAUUUCAUGGUUUUCUUUGUUACCGUCGCAUCCAAGGUAAGUAAAAAUAUAGAACAGAUCCUUGUCGUUGCAGUCAGAUGUAUCACAACCGAAACAAGCUUGGGGCGUUUUCAAUGCCAGUUAGCCACAAGGACGAACGUUUCUUGAGCCACUUCCCAGACAUAGUUAGAAGUAACCAUUACAAAGCAAAAACGUCAUCUAAUGUAAACUGAAAUCCACAAAUUUUUCACAGAUUCUGAGAGCAAUGCCGCCUAAAUCUGUCCUCACAAAAGAUUCAUGUUUCACUUUUAACCAUCGUUGAAAAUUGCAGAUAUUUGUUGGCAGCUCCCUGAGAAAAAACUCCCGCAUUAGAAAGCUUCGCUAAGCCCUUGUUCCCCUAUGUUUUAUGCGGACACCUUUGGAUGAUUACGCUGUUGCCCAUCGUACAGAAGAGCGAGCUAAUGCGAUGAUGAGGGACAAAAGUGUUGAGACACUUCUCUAAAAUGGCCCCUUUUUGAACAGUGGACAUACCUAUCCCCUCCCCCUGUGUACCCCCUCCCCUCCGCCCAAAACCAAUGUUGUAUUUUAGACUCAAGUCUUUCUUUUACCACAAACAACAUUGAUUCGGGGGUGGGGGGAUUUACGGCGUAAAACAGAAUGAAAUAAUAAAUGAAUGAAAUUGUUGAUAAAAGCACGCUUCUUAGACAAGUGUGUCAACUACUUUUAUCCCAUGAUUGUAGAUUAUUUGCACUGCUUCUACUGUCUCUCGCAUCAAAAGUAACUUCUAAUAUUAAAUUCUUACAUUACAUAGUGGUCUUGGAACACACGUUCUAAGCUUUUUAGGGAUUAAAUAUAUUUUUCAAUGGUUUUAUUAUUAUUGAUAUUAUAUAUAAUUUUCGUCAUCAUUGUCAUUGUCUUUGUCAUUGUCAUUAUCAAUAUUAUUGUUGGCUGGUUCAUUCCCUUCCUUGCUCGCUGAUUGUUGCAACGUACUAACCAAACUUUCAGGAUCCCGAUCUCUCUCCUCCGUCAUGCACAGUAGUGAAAAAAACUGGGACAUGCACCGGAGUAUACGGCUCACCGAAGUGCAAGCUGAGCAGGUGGCAAGCGCGUGUAUCAUUUACCGAUGCUGGCCAAGGACUGUCAUCGAUAACCACAAGAGAUAAUAUCAAUGGAGCCCUUCAAGGUAGGUUUAUAAGUUGAAUAAGUGAGCUGAAAAUACUAAUUAAUCCACAGCUGUAUUCCAGGAACCCAGAUUGCCAUUGCGCCGAUAGUCUUAUUAUCCACGCGCUUUGGAUCCUUCACUAAGAAAAAAUAGAUAAAUGAUAAUGAUAAUGAUAAUGAUAAUAAUAAUAACGAAAUGAUAAUCAUCUAGUAACAAACGGAAAUAAUGUGGCAAAAUCGAGGAACAGCGUCUAUAACUGCAUCUUUUUUUUUUUUUUCAGUUGGGGCGUUCAACCAGGGUGCAGUCAACAAAGCGAUCUCAGCAUCCUUCACGUCAAACUGUUGCCAUCCUAAAGUUCUCUUUGUGGGUCUUGACCUCGUAGGAAACACAGGCACUUGCUCUAUCAGCCUUGUUCCUGAUAUUGUGUCCCUCAGAGCUAAACCGAACACCACAGCUGUGUCCCUCUAUCCAGGAAACACUACAAGGGUCCUUUUUACACUUACCAACCUUGGCUCUAAAGGUUCUUUCGCCUUUGAAGUGACUAAUGCGCCUGCCCUCAUCAGUUACGUUACGCCUUUUACCCUUGCUCUGCAAACAAAUGCUACUACUUUUGGUCACUUGGUUAUAAAUUCACGCAGUGAGAACAUUGAAGUGCAGAAUUUGACGGUUAUAGCUGUCUCCCAGUCAGAGGAGGUGAAUGUUAGAAAAGUGGCUUUAUUUUCUCUCCAAGUGUCGAUAUUAUCGGACAGCGAACCAGCAACUCCAGCUGAUACCGUGUCCCUCAAGGCCAACCCGAGCACCACGGCCGUCUCCCUUCAUUACGGGGAUUCCACGAAAGUCCCUUUUAAGCUCAUCAACCUCGGCUCUAACAGUUCCUUCUCAUUUGAAGUGACUAAUACUUCCGCACUCCUCUGUUACGUUAUGCCAUCUAGUCUCGUUCUGCAAACAAAUGCCACGGCAACGGGUGAAUUGGCUAUAAACUCACGUGAUGAAAGCGAGAGGGUGUACAAUUUGACAAUCGAGGCUGUUUUGCAUUCAAGCAAAGUGAGCGUGAGAAAGAUACCUUUAUUUUCUGUCCAAGUGUCUGUGAGCAAGGCGCAACCGAAGACGAAAAUUUUCAACCAUUUGCGUUUAGAAGCCGUUAUUCCUGCUGAUCGCUUCUCUCUGGCACCUGGGGAAAGUCUGGAUGUUAAUUUCACGAUCAGGAAUUUAAUGUUGGAUAACACUUUCACAUUUCACGUAAGUUUUAUUUUCUUCUGGUUCUUCUUUGUGUUAGAAAUGAAAGUGGAUUUAAGGCUCUCCGCGAAACUAAAAAAAAGUUACAGGUAUAUAUUUUGUAGUUAAUUUUUUAUCUCAGGAAAUAUUUAUUUUUCCUUUGUUUCAACUUCAUUAGGGUACAUUAACAUACGAAAAAACAGAGCAAAAACAAAAAAUUACCUGAGAUAUCUGCUGAGAUAGAUAAUUAACAAUUAUUCCACGCGUGCGCUUUGGAUAUGAGAUGGUUGAUGGCCAACGAGGCGUGUAGCACCUAGUUGGCUAUAAUCAUCUCAUAUCCAACAAGCGCGAGUGGAGUAAUUGUUUUAUCAAAAACGCCCACAAAAUAUCGAGAAUUCUUUCCGACUUUAUUUGUUUAUAAUUUUGAGCAGACGCGUACAGUUACCAUAUUUGGAGAGAGCAUUGUAUGAUGGCUCAUAUCCCAUGGAUGGCUAGGCCAAUCAUAGCUCUAGAAUUGUAUCAUCCAAUGAUUCAGUUUUUAAAAAUAAUAGAUCUAGAUAAUGAUAACUAAGAAUAUAUUGAAAAAAGAAAAAAACCUAACCAUCGGAAAUAAAGAAAAGUCAAAGCACCGAUGGCGGUUGUUGUUGCAACCCCCUUUGGGUUAAACGUUUAGAUAAUGCAAAUGACUUGGGAUAUGGCGCUGUAGAGGGCUUGUGAUAUUAUUUAAAUAGCCGCCAUCAUGGAUUUUACUGAAAAAUACAGCCUUACCAAAAUGCACGCUUUUCUAUACAUUUCAGGCCUGAAUUCUAAAAAUAUGCCAUUGUUAUUUCCUUUGUUACUGUGAUAUGUUUCUGUUUUUGCCGGUUGCUGCUGCUGCAUGUGUUUCUUUGAAUUUUGUUUCUUUUGCAAACAAAGAAACGCGUUGAUUCGCAUGCGGAUUUUUUGUUAGUGUUGUUGUUUUGUUUUUGUUUUUGUUUUUGUUUUUUUUUUUGCUCACCUGGCCUAUCUUACUUAUAACGUUAUGUCUCCAGACCAUGUGAACAGACAGUCACUAAUCUUGGCCAAGAUGUGUCUGGGAAUGAUAAAUGAGCACCUACAAAAGAGCAAAUUGUCGGCAUGGCUUAAAAUCGCGUUGAAAAAAUCGGUUGCGUCCAUCUAAGGCCAUCCUCGUAUGCUCGAGGGUUAAACGUGUGUUGAUUUACUGGUCUACAUUUACACAAACUCAAAACAUGAUAUUAAAGCCAAUAAUGACGUGUUUCCAGGGUUAAAAUUAUAUAUUUAAUGGGCCAUAUGUUUAAUAGACAAUGUUUAUGGGGUGACUUAUACUGGCAAGUACAUACCAAGACAAUUUUCCAAAUAAGAUGACUUAAAUUUGCACCAGUGUCAACCGUUAUUAUAUAUUUUAAUGAUUUGUAAAAGGUGAUUUCAUAAACUUUCUAAUUGCCCCUCACCCCCACUCUACUGAGGGCGAUAAGUGCAACUGACAAGAGCAUAAUCCACUAGUCAGUGGAAAGCCCCACACCCCCAUAUCCGGGGAAUGAGGGGCAAUAACGGAAGAUUGCAACGGUUUUAGACUGUCAGUUCUAACAUGGUAUGUGGGAUUUUCGACAAUAUUAGGCGGAAGUAUCAUCGAGCGAGAACCAUUAGCGGGGCUUCAUGGGGGGUUCGCCUUUGAUGGAGCCAUCUUGAAUAGGCAUAUAUGGUACGGGAACUGAAGCACAUAACCUUGGUUCUGGCGGGAAAUAUGUAGGAUAUUGUUUUGAAUGGGCGUAUCAGCGGAGGACUCAUUUAAUCUACUAUAAUCGCUUGAAGAGGUCAAAACGUUUGGAGUGCCAAUAUUUUGUAACUCAAGGUAGAUUAUUAUUCAGCCCUGGUGUAGUCAUAAUUAAAUUUCGACCCUUCUUGCCAUAGAACUUCCACUACCGACUCAGUGGUUAGAGCGUCCGAACUAGACGUCGGAGGGUCGUGGGCUCGGAAUUUUUUCUGAGCUUUCUGGUAUAAGGAUUCUCCUUCUUCCAAAUUACACUUUGGCCUGGGUGAGAAAUGGAUAGCACUCUCUUGUUGAUUUCACCACUUGCAGAAGUUCAGUUCGAGGCAACAGUUCUUGAAAUGUAUUAAUUUUGGUCAACAUUGUACGUUUGUGACUUUUCCUCCGUGGGCGGGGAACAAAAGUGACGCUUUGAAAGUGUUCCCAUAGCCGAGGAUUUGCCUCAUUUAGAAGGCAAGGCUGGUCGGAUGAUGCGCUCUUCCUCGGGUAUUUGGCUGCGGGCUUUCCACUGCUAGUGCAUAAUCGUUGUUCUUUUUGCUUUAUUAGAGAGCUUUAGAUUCUGAGACGAGAACGGCUACGAGUACGAUAUUUUUUUAGUACUGAGUAUUGCCCCUGCGUGAGCCAAUUAACGUCAUUAUAGCUGGGGAAAACGUGAAGGCCGUCGUCAAUUUACUACGAGUUUUAGCGAGAAUGUCAUAGUGGCGGAAACAAGUUAACAAAUUUGAGAAGUUCAAUCACUUUGCGACCGGGAAAGGGCUAAACCUUCUCGAAUAAAAAUAACCGUGCUAAUUUUUGAGGUGAAAACGGUACAAUGAAGCUUUCCGGGUUGAAUAUUUUUCGAGAAUACGCGAAAAAACUUGAAGUUAAAUCUCGUGCUCUUGGUCGACCUUGUCCUCCAAUAUAAAGCUCUCCAAUGUUUCUACUCUCUUUAAUAUUUGUCAUCAGGUACUCAGCAAUCAGUCUUCAUUAAAUGGAAGUGUCCAACCGUCUCCAGUGUUUCUGAAAACAAUGCAACCCACUUCUUGCCUUCUGAUCCUGACGUGUCAAUCAGAUGCCAUUGUAGGCACCGUCACGCAAGUAAAUGUCACGGCUGCACUCGCAUCACGCAACACCGACGUAAAACAUCUGCAAGUUUUCUCUCUGAUCAUAACUAUAGAUCGCAGACUUCUCGAUAGAAAGGAAAAUUUAAUCACAGUCAAGAACAACAGGCAACUUAAAGUCUGGCAGGCUGUUUCGAUAGCCGUCUCAGUUUUCUUGUUGGCGCUCGUUGUUUUUGCUUUGCUGGUG